Messenger RNA from Synchiropus splendidus (mandarinfish), 2010 nucleotides. It is a transcript of the gene skp2, whose product is annotated as S-phase kinase-associated protein 2, E3 ubiquitin protein ligase. The coding region runs from base 112 to 1380 and encodes 422 amino acids. Gene Ontology annotation, cellular component: SCF ubiquitin ligase complex. The record is from RefSeq and is a predicted model, not a curated record. Gene Ontology annotation, biological process: SCF-dependent proteasomal ubiquitin-dependent protein catabolic process. The transcript has 10 exons. Lineage: Eukaryota; Metazoa; Chordata; Actinopteri; Syngnathiformes; Callionymidae. Gene Ontology annotation, molecular function: protein binding.
GGAAUGAUGACGCCAGAGCGCUCCUCCGCGCACAGAGCGCUUUGCGGCUGGCGGCCAAUUUAAAGAGUCGUGUUUAGAGGGAUUUGCACAUUUUUUCCCUUCUUCGUUAAAAUGGAACAGAUGCCACAAAACAGCGUGUCCCUGUACGACUUGCUACGUGUUCAAGGCUCCAUGUUUUUCAACAGAAGUAACUCCAGCAAGCGAAAACCCACAGCUGCUCAGAAUGAGGAUCUGGAGGAUGAGUUCAUCCCCACUGAGAUGAGCCAAUGUUUUGCCAAGGAACGCAAGCGGCCACAUAUCAUGGAAAACGAUAAAGAGAAUGACUGUGGCCAGUUUGUGCUGUCCAAAAGAUCCAGGAGAAAAAAGGACUGUGCGCAGAAAAUUUCUUGGGACCAGCUUCCAGAUGAACUGCUGCUCAGGAUCCUGUGGUGCCUUCCUUUACAAGACCUCCUCAGGACAGCGCGGGUCUGUCAGCGCUGGAAUCGUUUAGUGUUCGAUGAGUCUCUGUGGAAUAGCGUGGACCUGGUGGGCAUGAGCAGUGCGGGUCCAGCCCUGCAGCAGCUGCUGAAGAACAAAGUAAGACGGUUGCGAUGUCCAAGAACCUUCGUCGGUGAUCUACAAUUAUCAGAACACGGGACCCUGCAACUUGUCCAGCUGGAUCUAUCCAGCUCCACCAUCAGUACAGUCACUCUGGAGAGCAUCCUCUCUCGCUGCAGGCAGCUGGAGUGCCUCAGUCUGGAGGGGCUCAAACUCUCUGACCCCAUCAUCAGCUCACUGGCAGAUAACACGUCGCUGGUCCAGCUCAACCUCUGCGGCUGCUCAGGCUUCAACGCCCCGGUGCUGGGUGACCUACUCAAGUCCUGCACCAGGUUGGAGCAGUUGAAUAUUUCAUGGUGCAUCUUUGACAGCGAUCAUGUGAAGAGUAUUGUCAAUCACGUGAGCCCAAGUGUGACGCACCUGAACCUCAGUGGCUACAGAGAAACUCUCAAUCUAGACGAUGUCAAAGUUCUUGUGAAGAGGUGUCCAAAUCUUCUUACACUAGAUUUAAAUGACAGCAGCCUGCUGAUGGCCGACUGCCUGCAGGUCCUCGCGCAGCUCCCUCGGCUGCAGCAUCUUUGUCUGAGUCGCUGCUAUCACAUCCACCUGGCUGCCCUUACCGACGUGGGAACACUGUUUCCCUCACUUUGCCAGCUGGACAUCUUCGGCCUGGUCACAGAGUCGCACCAGCCUUUGCUCAAGAAUGAGAUGCCUCACAUCAACAUCAAUUCGCAACCUUUCUCCAAUGUUGGCCGGCCUACGCCCGCAUGUCCAGUAGGGGGCGGUAUGGAGCGCCUGAUGUGGGACAAGGCAUGUCGACUCAGCUUCAAAACGUGGCAUUGAAUGUCUGCUUCGGUGUUUGAACUGGAGCGUAUCAACAGUAUUUAUGGCUGCUGCAGUUGUUUUUCAAAAUUCAAUCAAUUUUAGACCAACAAGUGUGUUGUUGCAAGGAUGUUUGAAAAAGCUUAAAAAAAAUCUUGUUUUAGGUUCUGAUAAUGUUGAGCAGGAAUGUGAAACCAAGUGUUUCUAAUCACUGAUGAAAGUUUGUUUGAAUCACCACAGAAAUUAAGUUCUUGUCACUGUGCCACUUUGAGUCAUCACAUGUCUGUUACUGGAACAUAUUUGCCCUCACAUUGUGAGCAGGCCUGCAGUUGAAACCUGAACUCAUCAACCAUGCUGAAGGUUAUCCUUUACAUCCUGACUGAUAAUAAAAUCAGACGGUAUAUCUUCAGGUUCAGCUGUCGCACUGCUACAUGCUGCCCUGCCCAUGGAAUUUGUUCAAGAAGUCACUUUCAGUUGCUGUGGAAAAUUGGAUUUUGAAAAAACAGUUAAACAUUUGUGCUGUAUGUUUCCUCCCCCUCAUGGUUGUGACAUGUUUUUUUUUUUUUUUUUUGAUACUCAAAACAUUCCAAUAAACAUCUUAUGGUCAGUCAUUCCCUGGUGUUCCUUCUUUUGGUGCUGUUAAUUAUGUUA